UUUCAACCCUAGACAGAAUCUAUUUUUGCUUUUCUCUGCCUUGAUCACAUGUCGACCUCCUCCGACGAAGACGACGUCGAACGGAUACCACUGUGCUCGCGGCCGGAGUGGUCCGAUGUCCAACCUCUGCCGCAGGACGAUGGCCCCAACCCGGUCGUCUCCAUCGCCUACCGCGAUGAGUUCCGCGAGACAAUGGACUACUUCCGCGCCAUCUACGCUGCCGACGAGCGGAGCUGCCGCGCCCUCGAACUCACCACGGAGGCCAUCGGGAUGAACCCGGGCAACUAUACUGUUUGGCACUUCAGACGCCUUGUGCUCGAGUCAUUGAAUGCAAACUUACAUGAAGAAAGGGAUUUUGUUGACAGAAUUACUUUCCAGAAUUCUAAGAACUACCAGAUCUGGCACCACCGGCGGUGGCUUGCUGAGAAACUGGGAACAGAAGCAGCGAAUAGAGAACUGGAGUUUACCAAACAAGUGUUUGCUCUUGAUGCUAAAAAUUAUCAUACUUGGUCUCAUAGACAGUGGGUUCUUGAGUCAUUAGGUGGAUGGGAAAAUGAGCUUGAAUUUUGCUGUGAGCUUCUUGAAGAUGAUGUUUUCAACAAUUCAGCUUGGAAUCAGAGGUAUUUUGUCAUCACCCGAUCGCCGCUGCUCGGAGGCCUACAAGCCAUGAGAGAUUCUGAAGUGUGCUAUACGAGCAAAAUAAUCUUAGCCGACCCACACAACGAAAGCCCUUGGAGAUACCUUCGAGGGCUUUACAAGGGUGAAAUCCAAAUGUUAAUCAGCGACAAUAAAGUACCUGAGCUAUGUUUGAAGGUUUUGGAGAUAAAUAAAAGCAACUUGUUUGCUUUGAGCCUGCUCCUGGAUCUUCUUUCUCGAGGCCACCAACCCUCCGAUGAGCUUAGAGCCGUCAUCGGAGCUUUAAGAAGCUCGCAAGACAUUGCAGGAACUCAUGGCUUGGCUGCUACUUUGUGCCUUGUAUUGGAGACAGUGGAUCCAAUGCGAUCAAGCUACUGGGCGUGGCGGAGGACAAAUCUUCCGACUGGAGUUUGUUAAAACCCUUCUUUUGAAUUUAGACACUUUGAAAGAUGCAAUUGGGAUGGAGGAACGAAUAUUGGAUCAUGUAAAUUAAGUAUUUAUUUAGAGUUGUGUUUGCUACUCAUGGGUAGGUUGUGCCUACCAUCCUCUGGACUGAAAUUGGACUUUGUACGAUAUCGACUCUUUGACCUCGAGUUCCUCGCAGGUGUUGAAAGAGUUGGUUGAUCCUCAAGGAAUCCAUCCGGAUAUAGAAAUUGGACUU
This is a messenger RNA of Zingiber officinale, 1297 nucleotides long. RefSeq names its product protein farnesyltransferase/geranylgeranyltransferase type-1 subunit alpha-like. Gene Ontology annotation, cellular component: CAAX-protein geranylgeranyltransferase complex; protein farnesyltransferase complex; cytoplasm. The transcript has 5 exons. The record is from RefSeq and is a predicted model, not a curated record. The coding region runs from base 49 to 1053 and encodes 334 amino acids. Gene Ontology annotation, biological process: protein geranylgeranylation; protein farnesylation. Gene Ontology annotation, molecular function: CAAX-protein geranylgeranyltransferase activity; protein farnesyltransferase activity. Lineage: Eukaryota; Viridiplantae; Streptophyta; Magnoliopsida; Zingiberales; Zingiberaceae.